Molecule: messenger RNA, 481 nt
Organism: Sipha flava (yellow sugarcane aphid)
Lineage: Eukaryota; Metazoa; Arthropoda; Insecta; Hemiptera; Aphididae
Product: oral cancer-overexpressed protein 1
Exons: 2
Coding region: 36-464 (142 amino acids)
Source: RefSeq, a predicted model, not a curated record
UGAUGUAAAAAAAAAAAAAAUUAUCUUUGAUUAUAAUGAGUGUUUGUACAAAUCUUGAUUAUGAUUCUAUUAUUGAUGAUAUUCUGCUAAGUGAAAAGCGUAUAGCUAAAAAGAAUUAUACCGAAGGAAUUGAAAAGUCUUUUGAAAAUUCUUACCAGCAAGGCUUUCAAAUAGGUUAUCAAAAAGGUCAUGAUAUUGGAUUAGAAAUUGGGUUUUAUUCUGGCAUUUUAAUUGCUAUAGACAAACUAUAUCAGUCGCAGAUAAUCAUAUUUUCUGCUAAAGAACUUCAUGUUUUACAAAAACUUUCAGGCUUAAUUAAAGCAUUUCCAGAGAUUAAUGAUAAAAAUAUUAAUAUUAUUACUCAAUACAAUGAAAUAAAAGGAUUGUAUAAAAAAUUUUGUUUUAAUUUAAAAAUUAAAGAUAUAGAUAAAAGUAUUUUUAAUUUUUCACAAUGGAACAAUUAAGAUCCAAAUUAGAUGAA